UCGCGCUAUCCGGCAGGACGACCCCCUCGGGCAGGCCGACAGUAUUUUCUUGCCAGUUCUCUCGAUUAGCCCGUGUGUGUUGCAGCGGAGUUUUUAUCGGCAAAUGGAGCAGGGGGAAAGGGAGAGGACGGCGUGUAACAAAGCACCUCUCCGGCGGGUGUCGCAAGUGUGGCUUUGGGUUACGCGUAGAGCACAUGUUGCGCGGGUCGCCACCGCUGGGCGUUGUCGUCGGGCAACCAUGUUCGCCGACGACGUGAAUACAUCACCGUGAGGCUUGCGUUGUUCUCACCAGGUCCACGAAGAGGUCCAAAGUCGUGCGGGAUAAUAUUUGUUAACGGUGGUGUGGCUCUGUGAUCGUUGUGGAGGAUGUCCGAUUGGUGUCGUUAUGCGGUACUCAAGUAGUGGUGAAGCCAAAGGUGCGUGGAAACAAGUUGCGCAGAAGGAAACGUGAACGUGAUCGCCGCCGAAGUAUGGUGAGAUUGGUGUUGGUGGUGAAGAAUAGGGCGAUAGGUGAGAUGUCGCCGCUGAACACCGUAUUGGCGUACAGCGGGGGUCAACUUGUUGCCGGAAAACUGACGCCGAGAUUUUGAAGAUGUGUCAUUGUGAGUACUACGUCUCGAACGGAGUACGAAUGCCGCAAGAAUCGUGACAACCAUGACGUGCUGAGUUACGACAGGGGAAAUUUAUGCUGCCUAUUUUUGGCAACGUGGCUGGAUUGUUGCGUUCCUCCGAUCGGCGGAUAUUGCGGGUUGACUGGCGUUCAUCAAGGACGACUCGUUCCAGCGUAUAAUUAAUUAAAAUCGCUGCGCUUCGUGAGCGAAGAACCAGCCAGUGUGACGGUUCCACAUCUGUGCCUCUUUACUCUAACGUACGGAUUAUUAUAAACGUCUUUGCUGUACAAAACGCUCGGGUCUUUUCCAAGGUCUCUCUACUGACGACGUACGUGCAAGCUUGGAGCGAAUUGUGAAUGUUUGUAGACGAUUUGUCUCAGAUGCAACUGAAGUUCGCGCUGAAUCCACACGUCAAUAGUGAAAGUGUUCCUCGCAAGAACAGAUGCGAAGUCGACGUGGGCGAUCAUCCAGUUUAAAGGCCUCCACGUCUCUGUACAAACAUACUGCGUGAGGCAGUUGUCCAAUCAGUGAAGUCUGAGGAACUGAACUGAACAGCGUUUUCCCCCCGGUUGGUUCGGCACCAACUCGGUGUUUGAACGUCGCCCCUUGAACUUCCUGAAUCUACAAACGUCGCAGAGAAACAUUUUCACCGCUGCGGGCAUUUAUCUACGGUUGCCACAGACAAAUACUGUCGCCCGAAAGGUUCGGUAUCUGAGUUGUUCCGGCUAUACAGUGCUUGCAGCUUUGGUACGAAAUCCCGAGGCUCUUCGAAGCGCAUCGAGUAACCAGGAUCCAAGCUCACGUCCACCUGACAGGAACAAAUGUUACCGCGUACGUCAAAUAUGAAUAACCGUCCACCGCUCGUCCGCAUCCUCGGCUCGUCCGAGGACAGGGAGGACGAAGACAACGGCGUCCACGAACAGCGGAAAGCCGUGAAACCGUCGAGUACGUUCUCGGGAUGCAACGGUGGCACGAAUGGUUACGACAAGUACCGUGUCAGCUUGCUGAAACAUUUGUGCGGCGCCGAAUACGCGGAUACUUCGAGCGACGACCUUAGCAGUGAUUGGGAUGAACGGGAAGACGGCGACGAAGAAGAAGAAAAGAGGAAGAAGAAGCCCUCUGCAUGGAGGAAACUUCGCAAUGUCGUUCACUGGUCCCCGUUCGUCCAGACCUACAGGAAACAGAAGUAUCCAUGGAUACAGCUUGCUGGCCAUCAAGGGAAUUUUCGAUCUGGGACUCACGGAACGGUCCUCAAGAAACUGUCUGGCAGGGAAGAGACGUGUCUCAAGCACCUCAUGAAGGACGACCACCUGCGAGAGUAUGUGCCGGCAUUCAAGGGCAGCGUCGAGAUGGAAGAUGGGGCAGUGUACCUUGAACUGGAGGACCUAUUGGCGGGGUUCCAGGGUCCCUGCGUCAUGGAUGUCAAGGUUGGCCUCAGGACAUACCUCGAAGAAGAACUGGCCAAGGCAAGAGAGAAGCCUAAGCUACGCAAGGACAUGUACGAGAAAAUGGUAGCCGUUGAUCCAGAGGAGCCAACCCUGGAGGAACGUGACCUGAAAGCUGUCACGAAACCUCGUUACAUGAUCUGGAGGGAAACCAUCAGCUCAACUGCCAGUCUAGGCUUUCGCAUCGAGGGCAUGAAGAACCCCGACGGUACUUCGACGAAAGACUUCAAAACCACAAAGACGAGAGAGCAGGUGAAGAAGGCCUUCGCAGUGUUUACGGAAGGCUUUCACGAAGCCAUUGGCAAGUACUUGCAGCGGCUAAGGUUGUUGCAAGAUGCCCUGACAAGGUCGGAAUUCUUCUGUACUCAUGAGUUCAUCGGAAGCUCUCUCCUCUUCGUUCACGACCAUAACUCAGCCAGCGUGUGGCUCAUCGACUUUGCCAAGACGGUCCCGGUCCCGGCGGGAAUCACCAUCACGCACCGGGACCCCUGGGAAGUGGGGAACCACGAAGACGGGUAUCUCAUUGGCAUCACAAAUCUCAUCAGCAUCUUUGAGGACCUGUGGAACGCUCGCAGCGGUCUCGCGGAGGAAACGUGCGUGGAAAUUGUGGAGCCUUGACGACGAACGCUGGUUCAUAACGUUUCAACAUUUCUGACCAAAGUUUUACGGUUGAGAGGAACGUGUGUGAGGCACCCGUGACCAAAGUUGACUUCGCGAGCAACGUGCCCCCGUUCCAACCAUGACAUUGUCGCGUAAGUGGAGUCGACAGAGUCCUCGCAACGACCCAGCUUCUUGCAAACCGGUGUUCCGCGGUGACAUCAUCGCAUCCACGCCAGAGAGGGCAAGAGGAUAACUCCGAAAGCUUGUACGCAAAAUUUUACGCCGAGAUGAAAUUUGUGCGUGUACAGCGGAAGUACGUGAGCGAGACUGCUCCGAUGAAUUCACCCGAUCGGCAAACAAAAUGUAGUGUUACAACACGGAAGGUCAUCGUUUCACGUCAUCGUAAAAGGAAGUUCAAAAUUUUUCAUUUCGGCGACGUCCAUUGCGGAAAAAUAAUCCGUACCAUUCAGCACGACAACCCUCGUUCCAUUCUUUUUUUUUUUUUUUUUUCUUCACGUCUUUUUGACACUCCAUCGCCAAACAUGCAUCGCGUGACUCCGCAUCUGCAAGAUGUAUGACGUCGAACUGUUUGUUCGAGAGAAAAGAGACGUCGAUGAAGGCUCCAACAAUGAAAGAAAACUGACUGGUGACUCCGAGAAUGGCCACCUUUGUGCCCUUUUUGGACACGGUGUUAGCAUGCACUUGCUGUUGUACAUACCUUUUAUACUUUUUAAAUAUUAUUUUUUUUUUCCUUAUCUAUUUUCGAACACUUUGUUUAUGUAGAAGUGCUUUUAGACGCGGGUUAUUUUGUAUCACUCAGCGUGGACCCGCCACACUGCGUGCACCGUUUGCUUUAGCCAAGGUGCCGAUUCUAGUGCAGUCGCCUGUGCCAUAAACGCGCGAAGUUGAGAGCCGUCACCAGGUGCCGCCUCGAGUUGCCGACGCUGUGUCCUCCCGUUUCUUCCCCGUCUUUUAUUGUUACGUGUCUGAUGUACAUUGUUGAUGAGAGCUCCCUCGGACACAUUGCGCCAGUUUCUCAAAUUUACGAUUCUGGGAAAUAAAUGUACAUAGAGUGCGUAUGUGUGUACAGGA
This is a messenger RNA of Ornithodoros turicata, 3748 nucleotides long. It is a transcript of the gene IP3K2, whose product is annotated as inositol-trisphosphate 3-kinase A-like. Bases 1433 to 2674 code for a protein of 413 amino acids. The record is from RefSeq and is a predicted model, not a curated record. Gene Ontology annotation, molecular function: inositol tetrakisphosphate kinase activity; inositol-1,4,5-trisphosphate 3-kinase activity. NCBI's taxonomy places the organism in Eukaryota, Metazoa, Arthropoda, Arachnida, Ixodida, Argasidae. Gene Ontology annotation, biological process: inositol phosphate biosynthetic process. The transcript is spliced from 8 exons. Gene Ontology annotation, cellular component: cytoplasm; nucleus.